AUGGCCUUGAAGCACUCUCUUCUCGUCGUUGCCACCAUGGUGGCGGCUGCCUUUGGUGCUGCUCUUCAGCGGGCCGAAGACUGCGAGGCCAUCGAGCCCAGCGCAGAACUGCGCGCCGCCGCCGCAGAGAUGGCCAUCAAAGAGGAGGCCACGGCCGGCAAGCCCAGCGGCAAGCUCGCCGAGGUCAAUGUGCCCGUGUACAUCCACGUCGUUGCCUCUUCCCAGUCCAAGGCGGAUGGCUACCUUUCUGAAGCAGAUGUUCGUGCCACCGUCAGUGGGAUGAACAAUGACUACCAGGGCCUCGGCUUCCAGUUCACCGUCAAGGGCGUCGACCACACCAUCAACGCCAACUGGGCCAGCGACCAGGACGCGUUGGGCAUGAAGAAGAAGCUCCGCACGGGCGACUACCGCACCCUGAACCUGUACUUCCUGCCCAAGAUGGCGCCCAACGGCCGCUGCUACUACCCGACGACUGCCGCCCCGGGCUCGACCGCCUUCUACAACGACGGCUGCACCAUGCGCAGCGACGUCUACAACAACGGCCAGACCACCACCCACGAGGUCGGACACUGGCUCGGCCUCUUCCACACCUUCCAGGACGGCUGUGACCCCGUCAACGACAUGGUGUCCGACACCCCUGCCCUGAUCAACAGCUGGAGCUGCAACACGAACGAUGAUUCCUGCCCCGACAUGCCCGGCAAGGACCCCGUCACAAACUUCAUGAGCUACGGCACUUGCCGCAGCGUCUUCACCCCAGGCCAGACUGCCCGCAUGAGCAGCAUGUACAACAAGUACCGUGCCUAA
Messenger RNA from Cordyceps militaris CM01, 804 nucleotides. RefSeq names its product metalloprotease 1. The transcript has 2 exons. The coding region runs from base 1 to 804 and encodes 267 amino acids. Gene Ontology annotation, molecular function: metallopeptidase activity. The record is from RefSeq and is a predicted model, not a curated record. NCBI's taxonomy places the organism in Eukaryota, Fungi, Ascomycota, Sordariomycetes, Hypocreales, Cordycipitaceae.